Molecule: messenger RNA, 4621 nt
Organism: Ciona intestinalis (vase tunicate)
Lineage: Eukaryota; Metazoa; Chordata; Ascidiacea; Phlebobranchia; Cionidae
Biological process (GO): activation of GTPase activity; signal transduction
Molecular function (GO): GTPase activator activity
Source: RefSeq, a predicted model, not a curated record
CAGGGUGUUUAGGGACUUGUAUGCCGUAGGCUUACUUUGAGUGAAAAUCAGCACCUUCUCUUCGAUCCAGAUUAGGACACCCGUACUUACUGUGCUCGAUGAUCCGGAAACAAUAAACUUCAAAUCCGGAUCAGAGAAGAUUGUGGUUAAAACGAACAUCGCCCAGUGAUAAGAACACGCCGUGCCCUUCUCCUUGCCUACGACGUCGCUAACCAAUGCGUCAGAAAGCAUGAAGAGCGUAUAGUCUGUUCCGCUGUUACGUACGAAAAUUGUCUCAAAGUGAGAUUUCAUCGCUUCACGACCAUACACUGCCAAGCAGACAAUAGCACGGACCACUUCAGACAGUCUAGUCCGUGUUUAACACAACAAUGGAAGUGCCACGGCGGCCAGCGAGAGAGGACUUGUUCGAUUCUGUAAUGCGCGAAAUACGGUGCAUGGAUCGAUCCCGGGUUUCACGGCACGGUAUUGCGGAUUACGCGGCUUACAGCAGGACAGCAUCUUUCGACUCAAACCGUAAUAGCUCGUCAAACAGUAGCAGCGGUUCUGCAGUAACUAAUAGGCACAAAGCGCCGUCUGACCCUCCCCCUUUACCACCAGGCCCACCAAUGAAACCAAUUAGGCGCAAUAAACCACCUGUGUCACCUAAACCAACCGAAUUACGAGUACUGGAGAGAAAAAGUACGAUGGAUGAACAACGAAUGAGCACCGAGCUGCACGAGAUCUUAGAGUCCGCCUUCCCAGACGACACGAGGAAGCGAGGAUCAUCCGCUCCUCAUCCGACUCCAGAGCACGAUCUUGAGUCAGAUGACCAGGGGAGCAAAAGUGCGACUUUAACAGCUGGCAUGGUACCUACAUACGAAACUAUAGAAGCCGCUCCAAUAGCAUACAUUGAUGAUUUCGAGGAAGAUGCAAAGGAAGAUAACGAAACUCUUCAUAAUGAUGUUGCUCCGGACAGCGUCUCGUGCUACAGUUUCUUGUCUGACGAGAGCGAAUGGGACGUGACAGACGACAAUGUAUCUCGAUGCUCAAUGGCAAGUGGCGAGUUGAUUGACGUGAAGACGAAGGAAAACAACAGCAAACAAAACGCGGGAAAGCGAUUCAAGAAGAAGUUUUCGAAAGCUGCGGCUCAUAAAGAUAAAGUAGGGGCGCUUUGGGACGCUGCUGCUGGAAGUGCUUCUGGUCAAUUGAAGAAAUUAAAGCAGAAGAGCAUGCGGUUCAAGGAUGUAAAGGGAACCUCAAUGAGUCUGCCAAGGUUUACGAAAACUGGAAGUGGAAAAAGUAUCGACAGCGCGAACCUCAGCAAUAGUCCUUCUUCAAACGGCCACGGGGAAGAUUACAAGCUCUCGCCGCUCCAAGAAAACUCUUCUACACUACCUACCGGACAUAAAGGUAGCCCGAGUAGCAGCCACCAGGAGGGGCUGAAGAGUGGAUAUUUAAAAAAGCUCGGCAGUAACAAUUUUAAGAACUGGUCCGAACGCUGGUUUGUGGUGAAGGGGGAUUCGCUACAUUAUUACAAAGACCCGGAAAGCAAGCACUUGGGCACCAUACCGCUUCUGGGAUCGAAAGUUAACGUCUUGCCGGCAAAAGCGAAGGACUCGAACAAGUACACCUUCGAAAUUACGCCAGGAGCAGACAGAAUGAAACCAAACAACAACCACGAAUCGUACGUUUUAUCUGCCAACUCACCAGCAGACAUGGAGGAAUGGGUAAAAGUGAUACGGAGAGUUAUCCUUGCGCCGUUUGGUGGAGGAAUUUUCGGACAACGUUUGGACGAAACGAUGAGAUACGACCGUCGUCUUGACUCUUCCGGAUGUGGAACAACAUCCACGGGAUCGAGAUCUGGCUCCAGCAGCCGAGGAUCCCGCCGACAAGUCCCCAUCAUCGUGGAGAACUGCGUGGAGUUCAUUCGAUCCCAUGGAGGACUUAUAGAAGAAGGCCUCUUCCGUCUUCCCGGACACGCUAAUGAAGUAAAGGAGCUGCAGGACUCUUAUGAUAUGGGGGAACGUCCAACUUUUCCAGGGAACACUGAUGUGCACACUGUGGCUUCGUUAUUAAAGGGAUACCUGCGCGAACUUCCCGAACCAGUCAUUCCAUUCGAAAAAUACGAUCCUCUUAUUGGUGCCGCGAAACUGCUUUCAUCUGACGUCACCGAUGACAUAAGUGAAAAGAAAAACGAAGAAGCACGGAUUCUUUUCCGGGAACAGCUCCAAGCCCUGCCACAGUCCAACUUUGAGUUACUUAGAUACAUCUGUCGUUUCUUGGACGAAGUUCAACAGCAGUCAAAGAAAAACAAGAUGGACGUCAACAAUCUCGCGAUGGUGUUCGGUCCCAACAUCAUGCGGUCGAAACAAGAAGAUCCGAUGCAGAUGAUGUCGGAUGCUAGUUAUGUGCAAGAGGUCAUGAAGCAGUUCAUAUCAAAACACAAAUCAUUUUUCCCUGAUGACAUUGAAAACAAUUCAAACAUUCCUUCAAUACCUGACGUAGCCGUUGACGCGGAGGGAAUUCCCCCUGACGCUGGGUUUGGAACCCUUACCCCAACCACUUCACCCCUCGGGACAUUGGGGCAGCGACACGCAACGGAUGAUAGUGGGACUGGAAGUCUGGGUCCUACCCCCGAGAAUACUUCGAAACGGGCGGCUCCACCGGUACCUGUUGUCCCGCCCCCGAUCCGAGGCAAACCCUUCAAGCCUCUGCGAAGAAAACAUAGUGGUUUGGAUGUGGAAGGCGCAGAUCAACGAAAGUCGGUCUAUGAUAACGUCACCGCUUCCUCACAGGCGGGCAGUGACAUCACUCCGACUAAAGCACUUUCUGCUAGGUUAAACAAUGACUGGCGUAAAAGUAACGAAAGCGGAGCAUCUCCUAGCGUUUCCGUUCCAACAGAGGAUUCGUAUUACGUUAACAACGUAAGUACACCAUCCGUUCAAUCAGCCAAUAUAUCCGACUCGCCACGUUCCUCAACCAACGCCGUCGCUGGUAGCGUCGGUGAGCGGGAUUCGUUUCACUCUAACCCGGCCAACGAUCAACCAUUACCCCGAUCCCGGGCCGGACGUCGCAAGGGACGCAUUCGUUCUAUUGAUGAAAAUCUCAGCGACGAAGAAUCAAACACCGAAUCCGUACCACCAGACGACCGAGCAUUUUCCACUCUUUCAAGCCACCGAGGAAGCAUACCAACCGAGGCCGACUUGCACCGUGAUCCUCGCACUGUGAUAGAUACCCGUUCUCCCGGCGGCCGACUCAGUCGUUCCGACCUCGCUAGUCGAUCAUCUGUAGGUUCUGGGAGCGAUGGAGGAUCCCAUUUUGUCCCCAAAGUUCCAUCACGUACCCACCGACGAAACAAAGCUUCCAAUAGCCAGGAUUCUGGCAGUCGACCGAACUCCCGAGCUGAAACUGACUUGACAUCGGCCAGCGCGGCUAUUCGCGAUCGUGACGUCAUAGUGCCCUUCUCUGCAAGAACCUCGCAUGCAAUGUCAUCAGAAUCACCGAGUGUGUGUGGACAACCAUUGUCGUAUAAAGAGAUGGAGGAACACGUAAAAGUACUUCAGGAGGAGCUUCGAAAGCAAAGACUGGAACAUGAGAAACGAUCCCGGAUGUUGGAGGAACACUACAUCAUGAAGAUGAAGUCUUCUACUUCAAUAUUCCCAUCUUCUCCAACCUCCAUGGGACCUAUUGAUCUUCCGCUAGGUCGCGGUAGAAUUUUCUCCAACGGUGAAGAAUCCAUUGGGGAGUCGUGCACUACUUCAGUGUUGGAGCAACAACUUGACCAAUCUAUGUUAAGCAGACAGAGCACAGAGUCAGUAACUGAAUUAAGGUACAGAGAGGAGGUUAAACGUCAUGCAAUGACGCGCAUCAGACUACGAAAUGCCGAGCGUGGUUUGAAACAAGCAGAGGAGAGGAACCAGCAGCUUCAGAAAGAGAUGGAGGAGUUUUUUAACACAUUUGGCGGAAUGCUCGCUAACAACGUGUAGUGAACCAAGAUUCGUAAUCAAGUUACUGUAGUAAAAAUCGCCGCUGGGCGGCCCAAACUGUUUCACCGCAUCAGCGAUUUCUCGUGCAAUCAUUGUUUUAUCCCAUUGACGACACAUCGAUGACAUUACGCUUCGUGACGUCAUCAAACUGCGCAAUUGUUCAGUCAUAUAUACAAUACUGUUAUCAUGUAUCCCAAAGGACGGCACCGCGUGCUCAAUUUAUUUCGCUAACGCAGCCGAGCUGCAUAAACCUGUAUGAUUUCAAUCCAAAGCCCGAAAGCAAAACAUCGGAUCUUCAUUUCGUACGCUGCUGGUGUCCUCUCGUUCGCUGUGUAUCGGUCGUGACCGAGUAUUUAGUCGGGAUUUUCUUUUUAUUUCUUCCGCAUGCUGCACUGUUCGACCUCGUGUCCUUCUGUGGCAUUAGCCCAAUGAAUGGACGACGUGCACUGUGUCGUAAUAGACUGUGCAUCUGCUCUGCAAAACGGCUGUCGUUUCAUGGCCGCUUUUCUUAUGUUUAUAUUUAUUAAUCAAACAGGUUAAAUUUUUACCGUUUCCCAUUGGUCGAGCCCUGUCACGUUACCAGUGUUUCGUUAGCGCGCAUUCCAUUAUAAAGUUUCAGUUUCGGUAUGGACGAAAUAAACUUUCAAACGAGGAUA